UCCCCUCGGGCUCACAUGUGGCCUCGUAGAAGAAGAGCUUCCUCGCCUAGCCACCGCGCUCCCGGCUGGGUCUUCACCGCGGCUCCGCGCUUCCCCGGGGGCCGCCGCCAGCCGCGCCGCGCUGCGCUGCCUGCCGCGGGCGCCGGGCGCUGGCCGCCAGGGGGCGCCCGAGCGCGGCUCGCCCCGCGACGGCGGCGGCGGGGUGAGUGGGGCCGAGCCUCCCUCGCCAGCCCCCCGCCCCGCCGGCAGCGCUCGGCGGUAGCCAGAGCGCCGCGGCACCGCACGACCGCCGCACAGCUGCGCUCCGCUCCGCUCUGCCAGCAGGAGCCGGCCGCGGAGGCGGCGAGGAUGCUGCGCCUCAGCCGCGGGCGCGGGUCCGGCCGCGCCCGCCGCCGGCAGCGGCCGUGCCCGCUGCUCCUCCUCUCAGCGCUGCUCUGGGCGCCGGCGCUGGUGGCCUUCAACCUGGAUGAGGAGAAGCUGACGGUGUACAGCGGCCCCCCGGGCAGCUACUUCGGGUACUCGGUGGACUUCUACAUCCCCGACUCCAGCACAGUCAGUGUCCUGGUGGGAGCUCCCAAGGCCAACACCACGCAGCCAGACAUAGUGGAAGGAGGAGCGGUGUACUACUGCGCCUGGCCCGCCACCCAGUGCAGGCAGAUACCCUUUGAUAAUACCAGAACCAGAAACAAAUAUAAGGGAAUGCAGAUACAAGGGGGAAGGAGUAAUGCCCUGCUUAUGUAUAAAUGGAGAAGUUCAUUAGGAAUGACUGACAACAGGAAAAUUAAAGUCAAUGGCACCAGGGAACCUAUUGAGUUUAAGACAAAUCAGUGGUUUGGGGCGACAGUCAAAGCUCAUAAAGAAAAAGUUGUGGCUUGUGCUCCCUUAUAUCAUUGGAGAACCCUUAAAGAUAGCCCUGAGAAGGACCCUGUUGGCACCUGCUAUGUAGCAAUUCAGAACUUCAGUGCCUAUGCUGAAUAUUCACCUUGUCGCAACAGCAAUGCAGAUCCCGAAGGACAAGGCUUUUGUCAAGCAGGUUUCAGCUUAGAUUUUUACAAGAAUGGAGAUCUGAUAGUAGGCGGGCCUGGUAGUUUUUAUUGGCAAGGUCAGGUAAUCACUGCAAGUAUUGCGGAUAUCAUUGCAAAUUAUUCCUUCAAGGAUAUUCUGAGGAAACUGACACGAGAGAAGCAAACAGGAGUGGCACCACCCUCAUAUGAUGACAAUUACAUGGGAUACUCAGUGGCUGCUGGGGAAUUUACUGGAGAUUCUGAACAAGAGUUGGUUGCUGGAGUCCCAAGGGGAGCACAGAACUUUGGCUAUGUCUCAAUUAUUAAUUCUUCAGACUUGACCUUUAUCCAGAACUUCACUGGUGAACAGAUGGCGUCUUAUUUUGGGUACACUGUUGCAGUAUCUGAUGUUAACAAUGAUGGUUUAGAUGAUAUCUUAGUUGGUGCCCCUCUCUUCAUGGAACGAGAAUUUGAAAGCAAGCCUAAAGAAGUUGGGCAAGUUUAUCUCUACCUGCAAGAAAGUGCUUUCCUCUUCCGAGAUGCACAAAUUCUGACAGGUGCUGAAGUAUUUGGUAGAUUCGGCAGCGCAAUCACGCACCUUGGAGAUCUCAAUCAAGAUGGAUAUAAUGACAUUGCUAUAGGUGCACCAUUUGCAGGAGAAGACAGAAGAGGGAAAGUGCUCAUUUACAAUGGCAAUAGUAAUGGGUUAAAUACUAACCCUUCCCAGGUCCUCAAUGGAGCGUGGGCCUCACAGUCCAUGCCUUCGGGAUUUGGCUUCACUCUAAGAGGAGACUCAGAUGUAGACAAGAAUGAUUACCCAGAUUUAAUUGUAGGUGCAUUUGGAGCUGGAAAAGCAGUUGUUUACAGAGCCAGGCCUGUUGUGACAGUGAAUGCUCAGCUCAUUCUGAACCCCAUGAUUGUGAAUCCAGACAAUAAAACUUGUCAACUCCCUGACUCUCAGCUUUUGGUGGCUUGCUUUACUGUAAGAGUCUGCGCAGAUUUUGAAGGUCAAAGUAUUUCAGAUGAGAUAGUGCUGAAAGGUGAAUUGCAAUUAGAUUCAUUGAAACAGAAAGGAGCUGUUAAGAGGACCCUCUUCUUUGAUUACCAUCAGUCACAUCAUUACUUCUCCAUUGUGAUAGAAAGACAGAAACAGCUCCAUUGCCAGGACUUUCUUGUUUAUCUCAGAGAUGAGACAGAAUUUCGAGAUAAAUUAUCUCCCAUCAAUAUAAACUUGAAUUAUAGUUUGGAUGAAUCCAAUUUUGGAGAUAUCUUGACUGUGAAGCCGAUACUGAACUAUUACCAGAAAAGCUCCGUAACAGAACAGGCUUACAUUCUGGUUGACUGCGGGGAGGACAACUUGUGCAUUCCUGACUUGCAGCUUUCUGCUGUGCCAGAUAAAGAUCAGCUCAUAAUUGGAGAAGAAAACUGUGUCAUGCUCAUAAUAAAUCCAAGGAAUGAUGGGGAAGGAGCCUAUGAAGCUGAGCUACAUAUAAAGAUUCCACCUGAAGCAGAUUACACGGGGGUUGAACGCAACAACAAGGCACUGCGUGUAUUGAGCUGUGAUUACAAGAUGGAAAAUGAAACUAGAAUGGUGGUUUGUGAUCUUGGGAACCCCAUGGUGGCUGGUGCAAACUUUUCUACAGGCAUUCGAUUUUCUGUUCAGCAUUUUGAAAAUGCAGAUUUCAGCAUCAAUUUUGAGCUGCAAAUAAAAAGUUCUAACAAGAUUAAUCCCACCAGCAAUUUGGUCAACCUCCAUAUCAACAUCAGUGCUAUGGCUCAAGUACAGAUCAGAGGAGUGUCUCACCCCCCAACAAUUAUUUUGCCACUUCACAACUGGGAACCUAAAGAUGAACCUACAAAAGAAGAAGAACUUGGUCCUUUAGUAGAACACAUCUAUGAGCUGCACAAUAUAGGACCAAGUGCCAUCAACAAUACAGUUCUCCAUGUCGGUUGGCCUGUGUCCAGUCAAGAAGAAUUUCUUCUUUACAUUCUUCAUAUUCAGACACAUGGACCAUUGCACUGUCAAACGAGCUCUCCUAUUAAUACAAUGCAAAUAAAGUUUGUUAUUCCACAAGACACUCCUGAACUUGCUGCUUUUUUAUAUAAUUCCACAAUUUCUCAUUACAUCAGGAGAAGGGAUGUCACAGUGGCAGAACCUCACAGGAAAAACUCUGCAAAAAUACUGAACUGUACAAAUGUGAAGUGUAUCCUAAUUUCCUGCACUGUGGGACAACUGGAAAGAGGGAAGAGUGCAGCGCUGAAAAUCAGAUCCCGGCUGUGGGCCCAAACAUUCCUGGAGAGAAAGAAUUAUCUCUAUGCUCUUUCUUCCAAUGUGUCCUUCAAAGUUAAGAGCAUGCCAUAUAAAGUGCAACCAGCAAAGCUCCCCGAGGGAAGCAUAGCAAUCAGAACAUCUGUCAUUUGGUCCACUCCAAAUGUCUCCUUUGUAAUCCCUUUAUGGGUCAUAAUACUAGCAAUACUUCUCGGACUACUGGUACUAGCUAUGUUGACCCUAGCUUUAUGGAAGUGUGGCUUCUUUGACAGAGCUAGACCUCCUCAAGAUGACAUGGCUGACAGGGAACAACUGACAAAUAACAAGACUACUGAUGCAUAGAGGAAGAGAGUGACAGUUGAAAUCAGAAUCCUGCCUGAGACUAGAAACACAAUGAGGAUAAAAUGAAGGAUUCCUUCCACUGAUCUUCCUUUGUACCUGCAAGUGACGUGGUGUCGUAAUCUGAUCUAUGCAACGUUCUGAGAACACACCACAUGAUGGCCAUCCUUGCCAAAGAAAGCAGCUUUAUCACUGCCUUACAAACAUACUCACCACUGAACAGAAUGUUUAUCCCAUAUUCCAGUCACUCUAUGUUUCAGCAGAUGCUUUUGAACACGUGGUAUACUGAGAUGCUUCCGGAACAAGCCCAAAUCUCCCAAGGACAGAACGCCUGCAUUGCUGUAUUGUCUAGAAGACGGGCCAGGACAAAACUUCUGAACGUUACUGUAUCAUGCAGAAUACCUUUGACACCUCCCUAAGAAUAAGAACCUUUAUGAAAUUAUGGCUCAGGGAGACAAGCAAUAUAUCAGUACUGUGAAAGUACUUCUGAAAAACAAAGGUAGUCUAUGAAGAACUUUAUAGAUGGGGCACAGUUAUUUAUUUUUUCCACCUUUUUGGGAUAAGUAUCUGAUAUAACCAUCAGGUCAGCCUUUGAGAGAAGAAAGUAAAAAAAUAGAAAUCAUGUACUUACCUUGCAUGUAAAUAGAAAAUUAAGCCCAUUAUACACACAGGACACAUUUUACAAAAUGAGGUAUAUGAUAAACAAGUACAUGUUGUAUCUCUUUCAACCCAGAGCUGGCAGUAUCACACCCAGAUAACUAAAUCCAUGCACAGUGUAGAGCAGGGGAUGCAUUACCCUCCUAAUGCAUUUGCUGAUGGCUGACACCUGUACAGCUGACACAGGAUACAGUCAUUUGUGAAACACUGAUUUAAAUUAUCACAACCACAGUGGUGAUCUUGAGAAGGCUUGGGGGUUUUGGCUAGGAUAAAUUUACUUUGCCAUUGCCCUGGUAUUUUGUAGAAAUGGCCUCUUAAAAUGGAAUGGCUACUGUCAGUGUAUCUUCUGUUCAAUUUGUGUUGUAGACUUUGUUCACCUAAAAAAAUCUAUGCCUUUUUUUUUGUUGUUGUUUUACAUUCUACAAGCUGGCAGCAUAUUUGAAGUGUUGAUUUCAGCAAAGUUUAGGGCUGAAUGUAAUUAUUUCUUAAGCAAAGUCUUGCAGGGAAGGUGGGCAGGAUUUGUAUUUAUGCAGAAAAAAAAUAACAAAAAGAAGGAAGAUAUUUUGAGGUAAAUAGUAAAAAUAUACAUUUAGGAUUUUUUUUCUGGAUUGAGGAUUCUGAAGAAGAGAAGCUUCAUUCUUUCUCUUCUGUCAGCAAAUGGUCCUUAUCUCAGCAGGGGCUCUAAGCUCUGAUCUGUGCAAAUUUGUGCCUGAAAGCUUGAGUGUUGCCCAUGAGUGUGAAAUUAGCUAUAUUGUGUAAACUUCAGGAGGUAUUGUUCAUUUUCUGAAACAUGCACCACACUUUCUUUCUCCUCAGCUCCUUUUCUUUCUAAUCCAUCUCAGCUUCUUAAUCAGCAAAUGGCCUCAUCCAUUCUGCCACUGCCUGGCUCCUUUUAGACAACUAAAAGUCCUAAGACUUCGGGACAGGACUAGCCCUGAGAUACUGUCCCUUCUGUCAGUCUGACAGCACAUUUUACAGUUUUACCAUUUCUUGCAUGCAGGUUGACCUGUGAAAUCCAAGUGGGAGCAGGGAGCUUGAGCAGGUGUGUUCCAUCGUCAUAUUUUAGGCAAAUUUGCAAGAAGACCUUUAUGGAGUCUUUAGCUUAUCAGGUGCUGUGUGCCCAUGAGACUUAAUGAGAGGACGAGACACAGGAGAGGCCUGAUCACUUCCCGGUUUCUUUUUCCCAGAAGACCGUUAACAGCACCCUUCCCCCAAAUGGAUUUGAGCUGACCCCUUGUAGAUUAGAGAGAUCAGCUGAUAAAUACCACCACAGAGCAAGCCCACACCACAUUUGCACACCUCUGUAUCCCAUACGUUCCAGGCAAAAUCAUCCUCCUGUGAAAAAGACAGCAAGCUUCUAGCUUUUGUAAAUAUUGAAUUGUUGCGUGUAGCAGCUUCUGAAAUAAGAUCAGCUAGCUCAUUACAGUCACAUCAUCUGCACAGCCCUUACUCAUGAAAUAGCACCAUAAGCAGAUACUGAACAUAGGACUUUUGUAUGUGCAAUAUUUUAUGUUACUUAUAUACCUGAAGCAUGUUUACACUGGCAUUUGUGGUUGUUUUUUAAAUUUUUGAAUAUACUGAUUAAUUAUUACAAUAAAGAAAAAAAAGAAUAGGAACAAGAAAGAAAAAAACAAACACAGUUCUGUUCAGUAUUUGUUGCAAUGUGUUUUCAAUCCUGCAUUGCUCUGAGGAUGGGACUAAGUGACCUAAUAAGUUCUUUGCAGUUAUAACAUCUAUGGUUCAAUUUUGAGCAAUUUCUCUCCAUUUUAAUGAUGGGCAAAACAUGUUCAGAUACUAAAUUUAAACCAAAAAGAACCUCAGUGACUGCUGGGCCUGGCUGGAAUCCAUUGGCUGCAGCUGUGUAAUGUCACUGGAAACCAAAUUAGAGGCACAUGAUCUGACAAACAGUUACUUUGAGCAAAACUUUGUUUUAUAUUUCUACAUCCUUGUAGAUUAAACUUCCCCCAUGGAAAUGUCUGGAGCCGUCUGCUGUCAAGGACUGUAGUCUCGGGUCCGAGCGUUUGUGAAUAGCUUUGGCUGCAAAUUGCAAACAGUUUUUCAAAGGAGAUUCUGGGGUUUAGUGCUCGCCAAGAGUGUUUGUCCCCUGGGAUGAUUGCAUCCGGGAUGUGGACACUAGCAGGCAGUUGGCAUAAUCUUUCCCCCAAGUAUAUUAGUAAUGUGCUGCACGAUAACCUCUGCCACAUCCCUACAUGACUGAAGUUUUGUUUCAGUGAUGUCAGCCUUGUAAUGAGUUACUAAAUGCAGCUUUCUGUAAAAGUAAUUUAGCCUUACACUUCCAAAUCUAUGUGGUGAGCUGCUAAUUGCUGAGAAUACAGGAGUAGUUAGGAGAACAGAAAAACCAGGAGGUUACUUUAUAAAUUAAAACCUUUUAAGACUGUUUAUUGCUAUGACCACCACAGCGGUCUAGUAAAACAGAGAGACAUUCAUCUUUUAUUUCACAUGCUUCUUGACGAGUUUGAGAAAGGCGGUCCAGUUAUUUCAUCCAUACAGCAGAAUUUUUAAGAAUAUAAAGUGUCAAGUUACAUUUUCUGUUUUAUGAAAAUUUCAGAAUUUACAUAACAGGGAUGAGUACCUUUGAAUAUGUUCUUAUGGAUUUAAUCUUGAAAAGUAUUUAGCAAAUACAAUUUUCAUUUAACCACCAGCUUCUUAACAAGAAUUUUCUCUUGUCACCAUUCUGUAACUCAUUUACAAUUUUUUCUGUCUUUUCCAACUUUCUUGCCCUGACAGCUUUUACAGAUCUUCCACAUUAGACAUCUCUUAAAAAUGGCACUGAUUUUCUCUACCUUUUAGCUGUGACUUUUUCAUCCAUUAGCAAGAAGGAUCUUCUAGUAGGCAUGGCAUACGUUAACUAAAAAGCCUUUUGGGAACCAACAAAACACCUAGAGAAAUGCAGGGGAGAGAAAGUCCCAACUGGCCAAGGCCUACGGUAUUCCACUACAUCGUAGUAUUUUUUUUUAAAUUAAAUACCAUCCGACACACUGCCUUCAGGAAUUGUUUAUGAGUGUUUUAUUUAUGACUGUUGGCAAAGAUCCAUUUUAAAAUGUAGUGUAAUGGUAGUGCGUCUUGACAAUAAAAAGUCUUGAAUUUAGCUUAUGCAGGCGCCAUGAUGUGACACAGCAGGAAUGCUUUUAAUAUUGAAGGACUGUUCUUGUUUUGCCUGUAUGUUGUAUUUGAGAGGCACUUAACUAUUCAAGAUGCUACCCUACCGUACACAGUGAUUUUUAGAAAAGAAGAAUGGAAGUAAUUGUUCAACUCA
Molecule: messenger RNA, 7546 nt
Organism: Grus americana (Whooping crane)
Lineage: Eukaryota; Metazoa; Chordata; Aves; Gruiformes; Gruidae
Gene: ITGA8
Product: integrin subunit alpha 8
Exons: 31
Coding region: 16-3615 (1199 amino acids)
Biological process (GO): cell-matrix adhesion; cell adhesion mediated by integrin; cell-cell adhesion
Cellular component (GO): external side of plasma membrane; integrin complex
Molecular function (GO): integrin binding
Source: RefSeq, a predicted model, not a curated record